UCCUGAUUGACAGUCCUGCGGCACGCCCCAUGUCCUGAUUGACAUUCCCUCGGACCGCCCCCCUUCUUGUGCGGACUGACUCGCGAUACUGACUGUCCGGCGGAAUGGUAGUAUAGGCGGCCGUGUGAGGAGCGAGUGUGUCCGGAUAGACAUCUCGUUCGGGCGAGGCAGGCUGGCCCUUUUAUUCUAGCGGAAAAUGACACUGGCCCCUGAAGCUGCGGUGGUGAAGUAGAGCCCAGCGAUAAGACUAACCCUCCUGACUGAUGGCCAAUGUACAAGUGGCCGUGAGGGUCCGACCCCUCAGCAAGAGAGAAAAUGCAGAAGGAUCAAGUAUAAUUGUGCAAGUGGAUGACAAGAUAGCCAGCAUCAGAAAUAUAAAGCUGGAUUCCCGAUUUGAUAGCUCUGGGAAUGCAAGGGAGCAGAAGAUCGAGUUCAUGUUUGAUUACUGUUACUGGUCAGUAGAUUCUGACUCUGCCAACUUUGCACCUCAAGAACUGGUGUAUCAGGAUCUUGGCACAUCAGUCCUGUCGGGAGCUAUAGAGGGUUACAAUGUCUGUUUGUUUGCCUAUGGACAAACAGGCUCAGGAAAAACAUAUACAAUGAUGGGGACGCCAGCAUCCAUUGGGCUGACACCAAGGAUAUGCAAGGGACUCUUUUCCAGGGUGGAUGACUACCAACACAAGCUUACGUCAUGCAGAAUAGAAGUUAGUUUUUUAGAAAUUUAUAACGAGCGGGUCCGAGAUCUUCUGAAGCGCUGCGAUGGAAACAAGCCCUACACGCUUCGUGUGCGUGAACACCCUGAUAAGGGUCCCUAUGUGCAAGGAUUAUCUCAGCACUUGGUAUCAGACUACAAGCAACUUGUUGAGCUUUUGGAGGAAGGGAAUUCAAACAGAAUCACUGCUGCUACCCACAUCCAUGAUGCCAGCAGCCGAUCCCACGCCAUCUUUACCAUCCAUUACACUCAGGCAAUAUUGGAGAGUCACCUUCCAUCAGAGAUAGUUAGCAAAAUUAACCUUGUUGAUUUGGCAGGCAGUGAGAGAGCUGAUCCAAAUUUCUGUAAGGACAGGAUCACAGAAGGAUCAAACAUUAACAAAUCACUGGUUACUCUGGGAAUAGUCAUCUCCACCUUAGCUCAAAAUUCCCAGAUGUCCACCAGCUGCCAGAGUAUUAAUAGUAUGGUGAGCGAAGGUGAUUCUGGAAGCCAUUCCAGUGCGUAUUCAGGGAGUAGCAGGCGCCAAUGCUAUGUUCCUUACCGUGAUUCUGUCCUCACCUGGCUUCUCAAGGAUAGCCUUGGAGGAAAUUCAAAAACCAUUAUGAUUGCAACAAUCUCUCCUGCAAGCACAAGUUAUAGUGAAACAAUCAGCACCUUAAGAUAUGCUGCACACGCAAAGAAUAUUAUCAAUAAGCCACGAGUGAAUGAGGAUGCUAAUGUAAAAUUGAUUAGAGAACUGCGUGAGGAAAUUGAUCGAUUGAAAGCCAUGCUGAUGAGUUUUGAAUUACGAAACUCCAGUCCUACUUUAAGCGAUGAGAAAGAUGGAAGCCUAACAGAAAUGUUACUUCAAAAUGAACUCAAGGUAGACCAGCUUACCAAAGAUUGGACGGACAGAUGGACAGACACAAAAGCAAUCAUGGAGGAAUACUAUGUGGAUAUAAACCGAGGAAAAGCAGGAGUGAUUGUUGCCUCCCAGCUACCUCAUUUAAUAGCAGUGGAUGAAGAUAUAUUAAGUACAGGUGUUGCUCUCUACCAUCUUAGGGAAGGAACAACAAAGAUUGGGAGAAUUGAUGCUGAGACAGAACAAGACAUUGUUCUGCAGGGUCCUUGGGUGGAGUCAGAGCACUGUGUCAUUCAUAAUCACAAUGGCAUAGUCACAAUUGAACCAAUUGGAGGGUCACAGUGCUCUGUUAAUGAAGUGGACGUCACUCAUUCAUGUCGUUUGUUCCAAGGUGCUGUUAUAGUCCUCGGAAAAGUGCAUAAGUUCAGGUUUAACCAUCCAACUGAAGCUGCAAAGUUGAGACAAAGGAGAACAAGUAGCAGCAUGUCUCUGGAAAGCAGUGGUUCCUGUGAGUGGCUAGAUUUGGAUGGCGAAUUCAACUUCUCCCCUCCUUAUGUUUUAUCUCCUCUCAUGCAAGCAAGCUUUGAACAUGAUAAAGAGAAGGAUGAAGAGAUGGAGCUAAGUGAAACCAGGAGGCAACUAGUAGAACUUCGGGAGAGAUACCAAAACAAACAGCAGGAGCACGAAGAAUACAAACAAAAGCUGAAGGCAUUGGAAACUUUUUACCAAGGACAGGUACAGCAGCAGCAAUGCUACGUUGAGGAACUGAGAAAACACAUCCAAGCAGCCCAGUCACAGGCAGAACAAGAGCUCGAACAUGAUCAGGAGCAGCUCAAACAACAAAUUGAGAAAAACCAGCAAUGUUUAGCACUUGAAGAGAGGCGCUUGGAGUCCCUGGCGCAGCACCGCCAAGAGCUGGGGAUACAAACAGAGAUCGUAUCAUUCACUGAGUGCGGGGUACAAAUCACCCUUCAAAAUGAGGAGAUUUCUUCACUCGAACAAGAUAGGAAGCGGCUGGUGCAGCUGGAACUGCUUCAAAAACUCUCACUGAAGAAGGCCAAACAAAAUAUCAGCAAGAAAAGAGUCAAAUACCAGCUGGAGAGAAUUGCCGGGAAGCACAAACUUUUGGAAGCCAAAACCAACCUGCAACACCUGGAGGCUGCAAGUUUUCUCAGCAAGGAUCAACUUAAGCAGCCAACCAUGGACAAAAUGAACACUUCACAAACCAGUCCAAAUCCAAAACUGACCAAGUGGAACAAAUCAUUCCCUCCAUACUCAUUACCAGCAACAAAACAAUCACCACCUGGUCAUUUACUAGCCAGGAGGCAUUCCGAUUCAAAUGACCUGGUAUCACGCCUGUACCCACAGUAUGUCCCAGUUUACAGUGAUUUCCUAAAGAGAAAGAACUUGGCUACCUCAUCUCAAACAAAGAAGCAGCACAGUUCAACACAGAAGCCUCACUCAAUGGGAUCUUUGCCAAAAGAGGGGUUGUCCAUUACAAGGCACCAAGCUUUUAAACGCGGGAGUGAGACUGUUUCACCUGCAUGGGGCCAAUUGCAUAAGAAACAAAAGGCUGUAGGGCAUGAGGAAGUUUCCAAGCCCAAAGUCAAAAGACGACCAAAUGAAGGUAGUAACUUAACUGACAAAGAACAUACACAAGUGGCUGAUGUGAGUAGCCUACAGCCAGAAGUCCAACAACUAAUCAGUAAAGUUUCUGAAAAUAAAAAUUCAUCAGGCUGCACGCUGUCUGAGACAAGGAUACUUGAAUCAGAUUUGGUUUAUGUUGAAACUAACAAAGACAAGCUACUUAAAAUAGCUAGUGAAGACAUGAGGCAGGAUUUUGCAUGGAAAUGUCCAUUAUUGGAUAUUGGCAAUACCUCCAGAGUUUGGGGAAAGUCUCCAUGUGGACGAUUGAGCAGAGCCAAAAGAGUCUGCAAGGAGCAUGCCACUAAGAAGUCUUCCCUGAACCAGGGUCAGUGUUCCAUCAAGGGAGCUUCUUCACUGGUUAAUCUUUGGGAGCCAGUACCUCACCCUGCCAAGACAAGGAAGUGGCACAGUGACAAAAUACUGAAUGCUGGCAUUACUAUGGCUGCUAGUGAUUCACUAAAAUACUUGUCGGGCGCAGAGGAAAUGUCAGACGGUGAAAGUGUGUACUCUGUGGAUUCUCUGUCUUCUGCUUAUGCAACGGCAUUAAAAGAGCAGUUACUGGAGGAAGAGUUGGAGAAACACCAAUAUGAAUGGCAUGACAAUUGUAGUGAAAGUGACGACAGUCAGAUGUCCCAAGAUUCACUGGUGGAUAAGGACACAAAAUCAGCUGCUGGCAUGCUGAAUGUUAGUGUGUCUUACAAUAAAGUAACAAGAUGCAACCUUGCAAACAGAGGGAGAAGUAUUUCUCUGAACAGCUUAACUGAUGUGAGAGGGCCAAGUGACAUUUUCAGAAUGGAUUCAGUUGAAUCAGCGGCAUCGGAUGAAAUGCCAGCUGAACUGUAUUGGAAUCUGCCUUGGACUGAAGGUGACAAAACCAAAACCCGUCAGGCUUCUGAAGCACUACUUAGUAAAAGCCAGUGUGUGGGAGCUGUAAGAUUAAAAGGGCAGCAUUUUAAUUUGAGCAGUAGCACAGAACUAAAAGCUACAGAUCUGGAUAAAAAUAUGCAGAUGGAAAAUCUGGAGUUAAAUAAAAAUGAUAUGGACUCUCUGAUCAUGACAGAUGCUUGGUCAUCUUGUGAAUCUAGUGACAGGAGUAAUUUGCAGAUAGAUUCAGCUCAUGGCAUUUCUGUUUUGGAAAUCUCGCGAGGGCAAGAUGAUAGGUAUGGGGAUGUGGGAGAUGAUCCAACUGAAAGACCAGAAAGAAUUUGGAUCCACCCAGUUUUUAGUUUUGGUCCACCACAUGAGAACCAACAAUGUAAUGCAACCAAUAAUUUUCCAGUGACAUCUACAUGUGUUAAUCUCAGAGAGGACAACGUGCCAUGUACUGAAGACAAAGACAAUGCACUAGAUCAAGAAAAGGAGCAUCUCAUCAGUAUAUUUAGAACUGAUGGAGCAACAAUGUCAGAUCUAAGUUGUACUGAACAUCCUAAGGUUCAUGUUACUGAAGUGCUUGGAAAUUCGGAAAUAGAAACUAUGCAUGUAUCAGCAAGAAAGACACAAGAUAGUAAUGUAUCAGAUCAAGUCCUUACUAUACAACAGUAUCCAUUAUUAAUGCAAUCUAGAGAACUUGUAGAGUCUUCUAUGCCUGAUACUUGUUUGCAACUUAGAUCAGCUGGUACAGAUAUGGUUGUUGCCAGGCAGAAUGUUGGAUCGGAAGUGGAGGUAACACAGAGAGAUCAACAAAUCACAGAAACAGAAGCAAUGUGCACAUGGUCUCAGGGCAGUCUGUUUGGUGACAAUAAUUGUCACUUAAGAUAUGAUGUGAAUGGCAGUGCUUCAAGAGAGAACACAACCAAAUUCAAUUCCUCACCCAGCUUUGAGAGUUUAGCCAUUUCUGGCACUGAACAAACCAAACUAGAAUCAGAGUCCCAAACCUUAUCUGAUUUUUCUUGCCCUGCAGCUAUUUCUAAUUCCAGUGGUCCCUAUGGACUAGCGAGUGGGCCAUUGGAACAGGUUCUGGAACCCAAAGUGGAAUGUGGAUAUAUAGAAAAGAAUGGCACAGUAGACACAGGCUUGCUUAUUGAGAGCAUGUUUCUGGGAACCUCUUUUAUCCAGAAUGAGACCAAACCUUUUUUAGAAUUUAGUGCAAUGCAAGAUAAAGCUCCAGAUAUUACUCCCUCAGCUUUAAUGAAAGAUGGAUAUAGUCAAACGGAACAAUCAAAUUUAGUACCUGAAAGAGACAGGCAAACUGCAAAAUCCAUUAUAAUGCAGGAAAGACUGAAGACAAAAAGUAUUGUAACCAAAGGAAGAGACAGUUGUGAUCUGAUGGCCAGUUCAGUUAGAAAUGUUACUCUCCAAAAACCAAAGAACCAUAUAGAUCUCUUAAGGAAUGAUGGAGGAUAUAUUUCAACAGAAGCUCUGUUGCAGGCUGCAGGCAGCCCAGUGGAUUCUGAAGCCAAGGUCAGUGAACUCGGGAGAAUUUAUGAUGAGCGUUUCCACAAGGAGAAGGGGACUGUUUGUUCUGAAAAACCCCAGGUGAUAAACCGAGAUUGCUUUUCACAGCAGCAAAGUAUUGCAAGUAUUACUGUGUCAAACAAAAUGGAAGAACUUUUAUUAAGAAGCAAAGGUCAUGACAAAGAGACGAGCAAGAUGUUAUGGAAUCCAGAUGUUGAAGACUGCUUGCGCUAUAAAGGCAACCCAUGUAAUGAUGACUCACAGGAUCAGCAGUAUGAUGAUAAUGUGCUUUCAGAAGUACAUCUUUCACCUACAUCUGGGCAAAGUGCUCCUAAUUUUACUACAGAAGAGCGUAAAACAAAUGUUGAAAGCAGGCUUUGUGACAAAUUUAAUCCAGAUUGCAAUAUUCUGACAAAGUUGGAUAGAGCCUAUAGUACGCUUUCAAAAAAACACAACAUUCCUGCUGAGUCUCUUUCAAGGGAUCACCUGCAUCACCCUUUUGUCCAAGAGCCUGAAAAUAUUAACAUGCUAGUUAAAGAAGAAUCAGAAAUAUCACAUGGUCCCAACAUGGAGAGAGGCCCUAUAAUAGAAAGCGUGACAUGCCAACUGGAAUCAUCCAAUCCUCAGAGAAAUAGGAAUAGAUUGAAAGCUAAAGUUAACCAAUCCAUGCAUGACCAUAAAAAAGCAAAUGUCAACCAGAAUGAUGUGGACACUGACUUACUAACAGUACAAUUUAUUAAAGAAAGCAGUAUGAGAGAAAAAAGAUUUAGAAGUGACUGUGUAUCUGCCACUAAUUUCUUAGUGGAUUAUGAAGAAAUUGGAAUUGAUAAUGUUAGUGCAGCAAAACCGAACAAAGAUAACAUGGUGAAUGGUGCGGUUCAAAGCAAUCUGUGUUACUUUGGUCUCAGCCUUCCAUCAGAUUUGACUGAAGACUCAGUGAUGAUGACAGGUGCUGGAUUUCUAGGUGAAUCUAAAGGUUGUGAAGUCACUGUUGAAAAGCAGAUUUGUUCUGUAGGAACCUUCAAAGAUGUUCAGCCAACUGCCUGUGUAGGAGGUGAAAUGCUCAAUGGAGAUGCUGAAGAUCAUCAGACGAGAGUUAUUUGUACACAGCCCAUUCAGGUGGAUGGAAUAGCAUGUGACUGUCAAGAACAAGGCAAGUCCAAGGGGAACAGUCCAGUGAGUGGUGCAGCAGAGAAAGUUGGCAGUAAUUCUGGAACAGCUGACCAUUAUUUUCAAACAACAUCUCUGAUGACGAGAAGGUCCAGUCUGGCAAAAAUGAAUGGCAGAGGGAGAGCAACCAGUUUUGACUUGGUAAACGACUCCAAAGCCUGUGAACUUUUCACUUUACAGAAAAACAGAGCUGAACAUGCAGCUAAAGUUGGAAAAGAACCUAACGAAGAAUUAUUCUUUCAAAGUGAGGAUUUUGAGCAAUUGAAUGAGAAUUACAGUGAUGAAGUAAGGUCUUUGCAAAAGGCAACAGAAAUAAAAGGAGACAGAACAUCUGGGAGCUUCAACUGUUCUAAAUAUUGCUUCGAGCAAACUUGUACAACACAAUGUGCUACGGAAGGUGAAGAUGUAGGGGGUCAAACAUCAAAGGACAGAUCUCUGUUGUGUGAUUGGUCUUGCACAGAAGCUGGUAGCUCAGUGACCACAUCAAGCAUGGCCUUUCACAGUGAGAUCAAUGCUUGUUAUGAUGCUGGUCGUACAAGAAAAGCAGCAAGACAAGCUAAGCAAGAGAAUGCUAUGGUAGCUCAGAGUAUUGUGAUAGAAAGCAAGAACUGUGUGGCAACAGAGUACAAUAUUGAAACACCCUCUAAUCAAAUAGAGUCAAAAUAUGAUUGUGAACUUCAAAUGGGAACUGAUUUCCCAACGCAUCCAGCUGAGGGGAAUGAAAUGUUGACUGAUAACAUUCAGAAUGUGAGCCAAAUAAGUCUUGAAUCUAAUGAAGAAGGAGAUGCCAUGGACUUGAUUCAAGAGAAGAAUGUAAUUGUUGAAUUUGAAGACCGUGCUAAUAGUAGGGAUUCGGCUGACAUAAGUUACAUAGCAGUGACUGUAGAUAAUCAGUUGCCCUUCACAGUGGUUGACUGUACUCUAAGUAACUGUGAGAAUGCUGAACACUCAAGCAUAUCUAAAUCUGAAAUUAUAGAGACAAUGGCUAAAAACAGCGAACCUGUCAAAGGUUUAACAAAAAGUAAAAUCUCCACGGAAACACCUGAACAAAAUAGAAGUGCUUUGUUCAUUAACAAUAACAAUCAAGAAACCGAAUUAGCUGCCUGUCAGCCUGUGGACAGAUCAAGACCAUACUUGCGAACUGACAACAGUUCCCAGCGAAACUGUCUGCAUCCAUUGUCACCUCCAGCAUUUGCUAAAAAUGAUAACCUAAAGGCCACGGAUUCAAAAGAAUCUGCAGCCAGAAAUGAGCAGCACAUUACAUGUGAAGAAAAUGUGCUAAGCUUUAGCAAAACUGAAACUGAACAUCUAGUCUCCACCAAAACUCCUCAUGCAGUUGGUAGAACCUGCUCUUCAAAUGAUCAAAGUUAUCGAUUUGCUACAUGGAUGGUACAUGGAACUGAAGUUAGACAAAUUCCCUCAGACAGAUAUUCCCAGGAUAUGCCACAGGAAGUUGUCACUACCUCAUCUGUAGGAGCAGUUGAUUGUGAGAUAAAGGAACAGGAUUCUCCAGAGAUUUUCAAAUGUAUAAAGUCAGCAGUGAAUUGCAUGAAUAUCUUUAACAAUGAAGAACAAAAGCUCACACAAGAGAAAAUGCUGCCUGUAAUUGAAAACUCAGACUGUGAGACACUUCAAGAGAUUGAUUUGUUUGAAAUGGUUUCUGAAGGGUGUGAGGUCUGUUUGGCAGCUUCGCUGUGUGAUAUUGAUGGGCAUUCAUUCACCAAUCAGCAAUUGCAGACAACUCCAGAAUGUUUGCAAGCAGGAUUAGCGAAUCAUGCACCUAUGGAUUUCAAAGCAUUGCCAGUACCUCCAGAGGACAACUUUGUGGUUGAUUCUGUCAAAUUUGGUUUGACCUCCAAUAAGGCUGGUUCUGCAGCUGAUGAAAAUUUUCACUUGAGGAAACUGGACCAUGAAUUGUUUUGUAAAUAUAUUACACAGCAGCAGUUAGCUGAAAGUAGAGCCAUGUCUGACAGAGCAACCUGUUCAAAGGACACUCCUUUACAGCAAAACAGUGAACAAGGUAAAUUAUAUGAAGAGCCGAUCUCCAUUUCAAAGCCAACAAGAACAAUCCCAGACACAGCCACCCUGCAACCAAGGAGGAAUACAAUUGAAAAGCAAGAUAUGAGUGAGGGUGUGGGGUCAGCUCAGUCCUGUUUCAUCAAUAAAGACAAUCUUGAGGAAAUCAAUGGAGAAAAGGCUGGUGCAAGUGGGUGUCAAACUAAUGGCACCUUCUCCAGGAAAGAAGAAUGUUCAGCAGCAGGGACCAUAUUGCCAAGUCAGGAUAUAGUGUUAAAAGAGGUGGUGGGUAGACAUGUAAUGUGGUACCAACUUGAUGCACCAGCUAUAUCUAAUGUGAGUGAUUUCCAGGUUGAUGGGCAAGCAGCCCAUUCAGACCAGGCCACGUUUGUACUGCACCAUUUGGUGGAUGCUGGUGUUGAGGCUGUCACCAAUCAAAAGCAGAAAACUUGUGAAAGCAUAGUUUAUUCUGAUCUAAUUGUGCCAAGCUCAGGCACUGGAGAUGCCAAGGACUCCUUUCAAAAGCAGGAUGUUUUUAAAUUCCAUCAAUUUUUACACAAUCCAAGUGGAUGCAGUACAAGUUUGUUAGGCUUAAAUGUUGAAAGCCAAAAUGAAGCUAUUAAAAUUUCUCUGCCCGAUAUUUCGCAGUCACAUGGAAGUCAGGUUGGAUGUGGGAACUUGGAAGUAUCACUGAAAUAUUCAUUCGAAAAUCAGCACGAGGAUGCAAAAGCAAGUAGGUGCACAUCACGCAUAUCGCUCUCAGAAAAGGAGGUCCCGAAUGAACAGAGAUUGUGUCUUUACGAGCAAAAAACAAUUGAAAUUCAGACACAAACUGAUGAUGGAAAGCCCAGCAUGCCUACAACAACUGGGUUAAGUUCCCUGGAAAGCACAUUGGAUUCUGAGCUGUUAAUAAAGCCCUCUGCAUCAGGAAUGGACCAGAACCAGGCUCACAUUCAAAAAGAGAUUCAGCAACCUGUCCAAGAGCAAUCCUCGAGCACUCCCAGCUUGACAGUAUCAUCUCUGUUAAACACAGGAAUUAAGUGCCAUGAUGCCCAUUUCUUAAAUGCUGACCAUUUGCGCGCAUUCACACCACAGAGCUUCACUGAAUUGUUUAGCCACCAGAAACAUAUUGCCUUGGAUGGCAGAAGGGAAGGGGAGGAUUCCUCAGUGAGUUUGAUUGACAGGGAUCUUGUUUCAGAGCUAACUAUGGAUUCAUUAAAUUUGCUCGUAGCAACAUCAGAACAACCUUCAAAGCAUGUAGAAAAAUUUGCUGCAGCUUAUGGUAAGAAUUUCACUGAAACAGUUGGGUGUCCUGAGAACUGCAAUGAUAAAAAUAUAUCUGACUUAACCAAUAAUAAGUCAGUGCAGGAGGAGGUAAAUGACGGUGAAAGACAUGAAGAAGCACAGUUACAGCUGCAAGAUGUACAGAGUACUUUUAAGCAAGAACAGGUUUGCAGUGGAAGCGCCAAUAACAAACAUGAAGUCUCGGCCCAAAUAAAGCAGGAGAGAAACUCCAAGUCUCCCACCAAAGUUGACUUCAUGCCUCAACCCGUGUCAGAGUGCAGUUACAAGCCCAGUGUUCAAACCAGGAUGCAGAAAGUUGUUGCGACUGCUGCACCAGAAUGUAAAUCAGAAAUGCACCACAGUGACAGCCACAUAAACUUGUACACAUCUAUCUAUCAGGAACAGCAAUUAAUGCAAUUACAGCAGACUCAAAAUCAGUUGACCCCUGAACAUAAACUUAAAAUUGAGGCCAAAUUGCAAAUAAAGGAUCUGAAUGAUGCUUGUGCUACUUCUGACAUUACUGAAACGUACAACAAACAUUUCUUUCAAGAAAGUAAUGAUCUGCCAGCUAUCCAAAUAGAUAGCUGUGAACUGAGUGAGGAUUCAGUCCGACGAUGUAAACAGAUUGGAGAAUUAGGUCCUCAGUCACAUGAAAGCAAUAAGUGUACAGAAAUGGAAAGAACAUGCAAUACCACAGAUCUCUUGAUACUUUCAGAUUCUCCUAGCAGUAAUUAUUCUGUACACUCUUCAAUAACCAAAGUCAAUGAUGGUUCAGAUGAGAGAUUAAAGCCAAAUACUACAAAUGCUCUAAAGAAGAAAUCACACCGGCUUAAAAGGAUGAAAUCUAAGCCAGUUAAAGAAGUAACAAAGGACUCUUCUAGUUCAGGUGAAGAAUUUGACAUUGAAUUCCUUUCGCUUCAAGAGCUUCGAAGCAGACGGUGUGGGAGGGAUAAUAGCAAUUUGCAGUCAUAUAUUUGUAAAUGUAAAGGCUCAAUAAAUACAACUAAUGCCAAACAUGAAGAGAUGAGGUCACCACUAUUGAAACAGAGACAAUCUGCACCAGUUGUCCACAGCUCCUCAUCCAAUGUGGAUCCACCAAUGCAAGAUUCCAGUGGGUACAACCCCACUACAGCACUGAUCACAAACCCUUUCCAUGCUUUCAAUCCAAGUGAUGCUCCAGCAUCAACAUACGGAGAGCAGGUUGUAUAUCAAAUGGAAACAGGCACAGGAAGGGAUAUGGAUAAGAAAUGUGGUCAAAAACUAAAUCUUGGGUCUGACAUUGUAAGAGAGAGGGUCUCAUUAAAUACAGAUUCUGACAUGUCUGCUAGUAAUGCAGUAGUCCAUUCCAAGGUCAUUUCACCUUGUAAACAAGGAAAGAGAAAUCAGCCUAUUAAACAGCAAAGCAACAAACAUCAGAUAUCGGCAACAUUUGAUGAAUCUCAUCCAGGAAAGUUUACUGAAGGAAAACUCAAAGAGCGGCACUUUCCUGAAGAAAUGAGCUGCUGUAAAGGAAAAGAUUUGAUGCAUUUUGCUUCCAGUGAUAUUAAUCCAUACAUCCAUCAGUGGCAAUGUAAUGAAUUCCACAGAGCCAACUGGAAGCAGUGUGCCUUCGGAAGUGGAAGCAAUGUGUGCAAUGUACAAUCACAGCUCAGUAGUCCUGGUAGCGUUAUGAGAUGUUCCAGUGUUGACAAUGGAUUGAAUAUUCAAAAUUCUCCCUUUAGUUCACAUUUAAGUUAUGUCAAUGCAAGAGCAAUAUCUGACACGCUAAGUAAUGUAAGUGACUUCCAAGAGGAGACUUUUGAAGCUACACCCCCUGACCCUAACGACCUUGAUGGGGACGCCUUUCAAAGGUCAUGCGAUCGAUCUGUGGUUGCUUCAUUCUUCUGCUUGUCACAGUUGCCAUGCUCAAAUUCUGAAUUUGAAACUGUCAGAUCACAAGUUGAUGAAAUUGUACUCCUCUAUCCGACAGAAGCUUCUGUAAAGUCAGCCUCCGAUGGGUCUUUCAAACUCACCUGCAACCAAGCGACACAAACACUGGGUGGAGUGAAACAGCAAAAACUGUCUACACAUCAGAAAAGGUGUACCCAAACUCCGACACACACGCCCAAACCAAAAAAUCCCUGGUCAAACCUCGAGGACUUGUCUGACCAUCUUUCAAAACUUGUCCAUAGCACCACGGAGCUGCUGUGUAAUAUUCACACAAACAUGAACCACUCAAAUGAAACCAUUUCACCAAAUAACCAAAAGCCUGGUGUAACGGGAACAGCCAGAACCACAGACCGUUGUACUCAGACAGUGAUGGAUGUAGCUGUUCAGACGGAAACUUUAUCUCUCAAUUCAGAAAAUGAUGGCCAGGAAAGUUCAAGAAAGGAAGUGCUGAGAUCUCCAGAGGUUAAUGUUAUUGUGAGAGUGAUUGGUUCAGAUGUUAAUGUGUCUCAGGAACACACUAAUGUGACAUUAACGCUGCAGGAGCGACAGCAGAGCAGUGGUGUGUCAGAUCUUGAUACUCUCCAUAGCCAAUCACUAUGUUCUUCUUUUUCUAUAGAAGAUGGAAAAUUGUCUGUCAGGACCUCAACCCCUGUCUCACUAGACACUCAGAAAUUAGUAUCAAUCAGUCCAGGUGAUUCAGCCGUUGCAGCAGCAUCACAGACAUCUGUGCUUGGUGACUUCACACAAUGUAUAAAAAGUGUCAGCUCUUUGGAAAGUGUGUCAGAAUUUUCAAAGUUGGAAAAUUAUAGUCCCAAUGUCUUGGAGGAUAGACAAAAGAAGAGCUUUGCACAACAUUUCCAAGCUGGACAAGAAGCUACUUCCGCUGAUAUAAAGCUGGCUGAUCUAGUGGACCGAGCCUCAUCCCCUAUUCAAACACUUGAAGCUGGGUCUGCAAGCCGGAGAUCCCGCAGCAAGUCAUUACACUGCCCUGAAGGUGGACAGUCACGUGGACUGCAGCAUUCUGAAUAUUGGCAAAGAAAGCAUAGGCCUGCUUCUUGGUACGGUUUUAAUCAAAAACAGCAACACAAAAUUAACUUCAGACAAAUGGAAUCAGAAGGUGAACAGAGGAUAGAAACAAAUAGUGUGCCUUUGGUUCUGUUACGUGAGCAAAAUAAAUUCACCUCCCAUGAUUUGUCAAGUUCGAUUCAGUGGGACAGUAGAGGUGAUUCCCAAGAUGGAGUUCAGUCCAGUUCACUUAAGUCAUCUGUGAACUCAGAAUCAGCAAGGGUUUGCAAUGAACAUCCCAGUCAGCAGUGGGGGAAAAAUGCAGUUGGAAUAGCGCACGUUAAACAAGUGUCACUUUGUAACUCAACACAGACUAAGGAAAGUGAGUCACAACUGGUUCUUCAGCGUAUUCAGAUGCCCUCUACCUCAAACACUGAAUCAAGGAAACAGGCAAAUUCUUCUGCUUUUCCACUAACAUACCAUAGUCAUGCACGGAGUUCUUGUCCUCCCACUCUUAGUAAAAUUGGUAAUACCACAAGACUAUCCAAAAGGAUCUUUCAUAGAUCUUCCAGUAUGUCUUCAGUGCAGCACAGACGUCUUUCUGAAAAUGGGACAGACUCACAUGAGCAAGAGAACAGAACAUUACAGGAUCAAACUCCAAGCCAAAAUGAUUCCAUGAAUGAUUGUAAUUCUGUGCCUAGGACAUCCAUUAUGAGUGAAGAGACAAUUGAAUUUGCCACCGAAGAUGCCGAGUCCUCAGUUUCAAGUGAGUGCAACACAGAAAUGCUUCUGAAUGAGAAUCCCUCCAUGUUUGGCUGCAAUAGGCCACCAGAGUCCAAUUCUAGGACAGCUGUCUGCAGAGGCCCAGAAGACUUACCCUUGCAUAACAAGUUCUACAACUGGUCUGGGGUCCACUAUAGACCUCUGUCAACAAGUAGUGGUAUCAGUGAGGUCACCAGUUCUCACAGACAGACCAAGCAAAAGCAAAAGCAAAAGCAAACCAGAGACAGGGUUACAGAAAUGGCAGACUUCAAAUCUGAGCUUCAGGAUGCACAGCAGAAGGAAAUUGAAAGCUUGCGCCAGGAGCGUGCUGAGAUCAUGUCUGGAAUAUACAUGGAUUUCAACCAGCACCAACUGACAGUGGAGCUCACUGAAGCAAAGCUGAACUAUGGUCUGGGGGAGACAGAUGCUUUGUUAAGAGUACUUCAGUGUGGAUCAGCAGAUGAUAUAAAUGGUUCCAUAAGGCAGCAGCUCUAUGAAAGACACAUGAAAACCAUAGAUGUCUUGAGAAAGGAGAGAGACAAAAGACUACAGAAAUUCAGAAGGACCCGUAGCCUGAGCCCACAGAAAUAUUUAACUUCACAAUGCCAAAAGUAUACGACCAUCUCCCAGCUGGAUCAAAAUCUCCCAAGCAAACGCAGGGGUUACCUGCAGCGGCUACGCCAAGAUCUUGUGGAAAGCACACGAACUCAAACAGCUGUGAAGGGUAGAGAGGAGAGCACUUCCGAGAUUGAGCAUCUACUGAAAGAUUACCAGAAGGCUCGUGAGGAAGCGAAAGUGGAAAUAGCAAAGGCCAGAGAUAAGCUUCGUGCAAGGACUGAGAUAGAGAAAUACCGAUUGCAGCAACAGACAAUCAUGCAGUUAUUGAAGGAGAAAGGAAGGGUGAAGAACGAAGCUAGCAGAAGCAGUUUGUGCACCAAAUCGACUCUUAGUCUCUUUUCCAACCCCACAUCAGGCUACAGCAGUAGCAACACAGCCUCUCCAGACAACAACUCUCAAACCAAGAACAAAAGUGGUAUUGAUGCCAUGAUACCCAGUAGAGGGAGGACAGCAUAUCGAAGAUCACAAGUUAAUGUAACAGACUGUCCAGCAAAUGUGACUGUCCAAAGUAUUCAUGCUUCCUGCUCACCUAUUGAAUCAGUCUCAGGGAUUACAGCAAAAGACAUCAGUCACAAUGCAAGUUCUAACUACCUUAAAAAAUACCAGGAUUUGGCAACUCACACUGUAGCUUCUUUUAAAGCAGAGGUCAUGGCGGCAUCCAUCAACAAUCUCAGCAAUCUUGUUCAUGGCAAAUCAGCAGCUGGCUGGAGAUAUCACUGCACAGAAAAAGGGAUCCAAAUAUUCUACAAAAAAUAUGCCUGCCCAACCAAGCAUGCCUUUCUGGGUGUUGGUCUGAUUGAGAAACCAUUACACUGUGUGUGGUACGUUGUGAAAGAUCACAGUAAGAGGCAGCUGUACGACAGCUCAGUGAAAACGGUGAAGGUACAUCAGCAACUGGGAAAUGGCAUUGAGCUUGUUUAUUUUGUGAAUGAUGCCUCUGUGUGCUACCUCAGCCAGCCUAGGGACUUCUGCUGCAUCAGCGUGGAGGCAAAAGAGGAUCAGCAGUACAUUCUAGCAAUGCAGUCAAUCUAUGAGGAAUCAAUGCCGCGGCCUGUGAAGGACUUGGUACGAGGGGAAAUGAUGCCAAGUGGCUGGAUUCUGCAGCCAGACACACAGAAUGGAAAGGAAAUAACAAGACUAAUCUACUUGACUCAGGUACGUCAUGAAUGAAUAGGUGAAAAUGCUUGGGCCUGGAAUACGACCUUGAGCAACUCGGGCUCUUGUGGAAUAUUUGUAGUAUCCCUACCUCUGAGCCAGGAGACCUGGGGUUCAAACCCCCCUGUUCAAGAGGUGUGUAAUAGCAUCUCUGAUACAGGUUGAUUAGAAAAUACAUAGCCUAAGCAGCUCCUGCAGUGAUGUCCUGGGACUGAGAUGACUGGCCUCCAAUAGUCAUAACCAUUUUCCUUUCCACUGGCUAUGAUUCUAAACAGAAGACAACUUUCCCUAAUUCCCAAUUACUUCAAUCUUACUAAAUAAAGGUCCUUGAUGCCACAUUCAGUAAAAUAUUGACUUUAUAUCAAAUGUAGUCAGUUUCACCAUAAUUCUGGUAUCAUCCAACAAUAUGCUUCAGCAAGCACAUGGAGGUGUGGGACAGGUGUUUUGUUCUUCACUCAGAGGCAGCAAUGGUGGAUCAGUGGGGACUUCUGGUGUGUACCAGUGUGAGGGUCAGGAGAAGCUGUUUCAAUCUCUUUAUGUUGGAAAUGAGGGUGGGAUAUAUCACAGGCCUCUUAUGGAACCUGUAUAUUCCUUCCAUUAACUUUAAUAGAAGAUAAGCAGAAUGGCUCCAUUAAGGGCACAAGACUCUCCCCUCCAUUUGCAGUUAGUGAAUGGGAAAAAUCAAACCCAUUGUUUUGUCCAAAAUACAUGGUUCCAAAUGUCAGCGUUUCUGCACUAACAGUGUUAAAUAUAUAUUGAUAAUGUGGCACUGUAAAGAUAUGCACUGUUUCCUGCAAAAGGUAUCUGAACUAUGACACUUUUAAACAGUUUUUC
Rhincodon typus (whale shark) is the source of this 16367-nucleotide messenger RNA. RefSeq names its product StAR-related lipid transfer (START) domain containing 9 (gene stard9). The coding region runs from base 264 to 15548 and encodes 5094 amino acids. The transcript has 34 exons. The record is from RefSeq and is a predicted model, not a curated record. Lineage: Eukaryota; Metazoa; Chordata; Chondrichthyes; Orectolobiformes; Rhincodontidae. Gene Ontology annotation, molecular function: microtubule binding; lipid binding; ATP binding. Gene Ontology annotation, biological process: microtubule-based movement.